UUAAGUUAAAAAAAAAAGAAAAACAAAUAGACAGAGGCGCGUUUGAGAAGAGCAAUAACGAGAAAGAGAUCGUCGACGUCCAAGUUUGAAUCGAAGCGCCACCGGCUUCUGCCACUGCAUCGUUAGGGUUUUGUUCAAUCAGAAGAACAAAGAUGGCGCUGAAGUUUCUGAACAAGAAGGGAUGGCACACGGGCAGCCUCAGGAACAUCGAGAACGUUUGGAAGGCAGAGCAGAAGCACGACGCCGAGCAGAAGAAGUUGGAAGAACUUCGAAAGCAGAUCCACGAAGAGCGUGAGCGCAACGAGUUCCGCCUUCUUCAAGAGAAAGCUGGCCUCGUCCCUGCUCAGGAGAGGUUAGAUUUCUUGUACGAUUCGGGGCUUUCGGUCGGAAGAAGUUCUAAUAACGAAGGUUUCAAAGCACUUGAAGCUUUUCCCAAACCCGAUGCUUCAGCUGAUGCGCCUUCUUCUUCUGCCUCUGCUUCUGCUUCUAAGCAACCUGGAGCUUUGUUUGAAGACAAACCGCAGUCUGCGAAUGAUUCUUGGAGGAAGCUCCACUCUGAUCCUUUGCUUAUGAUUCGCCAGCGCGAGCAGGAGGCGCUUGCUAAGAUCAAGAACAACCCUGUCAAGAUGGCUAUGAUUAAAAAAUCAGUUGAAGAAACAGAACACAAGGAGAAAGGUCACAGCAAAAAGGAAAAGCGGAAGAAGCACCAUUCUAGUAAAUUAAAGCUUAAAAGACAUUCUGAUUCAGAAGACGACACUACUGAAAGGAGAAAAAGAAAGGCUGGUGAUCGAGAUUCCGACAGGAGGCAUCACAAGUCUCUAUCGGAUUCAGAAUAUGAUUCAAGUGAAGAAGAAAGCAAAAGAAGGAAGAGUCGUUUUGAAGACAAAAAGUACAAAGAAAAGAUGGAAUUUGAUUCAAGUGAAGAAGAAAGAAGAAGGAAGAGUCAUUAUGAAGACAAAAAAUACAGAGAAAAGCUGAAAGAUCACCCAGCCACCAUCAAAGGCACAGAAAAGACUAUAAUGGCAAACGUGAUGACAAAAAUUAUAACAAGUCAGAAAGAUAUGCUUCAGAACGACAGUCCAAUAGUGAUGCCCCUGCUAAGAGAGUGAAUAAUGGGAGCUUUCCUGAACCAAGCUUAAAUAGAUCUGCUGCUACCUCACAUGAACGUGAGUCUCACCAUAGACGCAGAUAUGUAGCUCCUAAGCUUUCAGAAGAAGAGCGGGCUGCCAAGCUUAAGCAGAUGCAAUUGGCUGCUGAGUUGCAUGAAGAGCAGAGAUGGAAACGCAUAAAGAAGGCCGAAGAGACUGAUGCCCGGGAAGCAACCCAAAACAAAAAUUCAGGUGGAAGGAAUUUCUUGGAUGAUGCUCAGAAAAGUGUAUAUGGUGCUGCCGAGGGAGGGAGUAAGUCAAUAGCUGAAAGUGUUCGUCGUCGCACACAUUAUUCUCAAGGCAGGUCUGGGGGUGAAGGAAAUGCAUUUCGACGGUAAUCAAGGGGCGAUCCAGUGGUUGUUUUAUUACUAAUUGUGUUAUCUAGGUUUAGAUCCCCACCAUUGCAUGUGCUUUCUUCCCUGUAACCCUGUUUAAUAUCAGUGGAAUAACAUAUCAAGAAUUUGUAGUUCAUCUCACCUGAUUUGAGAUGUCCAGUGUUCCUAUAAGGUUUUUGUGGUAUUUUAUUUAUCCAUGGAGAAAUGUUUUCUAUA
This is a messenger RNA of Arachis ipaensis, 1699 nucleotides long. RefSeq lists its product as uncharacterized. The record is from RefSeq and is a predicted model, not a curated record. Gene Ontology annotation, biological process: mRNA splicing, via spliceosome. Lineage: Eukaryota; Viridiplantae; Streptophyta; Magnoliopsida; Fabales; Fabaceae. Gene Ontology annotation, cellular component: U2-type spliceosomal complex.